Dromiciops gliroides (monito del monte) is the source of this 1581-nucleotide messenger RNA. It is a transcript of the gene PIR, whose product is annotated as pirin. Gene Ontology annotation, cellular component: nucleus. Lineage: Eukaryota; Metazoa; Chordata; Mammalia; Microbiotheria; Microbiotheriidae. The transcript has 10 exons. Gene Ontology annotation, biological process: monocyte differentiation. Gene Ontology annotation, molecular function: quercetin 2,3-dioxygenase activity. Bases 524 to 1399 code for a protein of 291 amino acids. The record is from RefSeq and is a predicted model, not a curated record.
UUUCCUGGGGACGGAAAAGGUAGUGCUGGGUGGGGCGUGGUGGCCUACGGGCUCCAAGUGGUACCGGGGGUGGAGUCGCAGCUUGGAGUCUCUGUGGGCCCCUUAAGCUAGGAGGAAGAAAAAUAACCGGAAUAGAGUGCAAAACAAAAACACGCAGCCUCCCUGCCCACGAGCCCUUGGGCAAAACCGAGGGGCCCCUGGCAAGAUGCCGCUUUCCAUCUUCAUCUGCAAGGACCCCACCCCUUGGUUGUUUGCUGUGCCUCUGCCACACGCAUCCUAAGCCAACCUAACUGCUGAGUCACUGUGAGCUAGUGAAUCAGGGUUCCCCUGCUAUAUAGUCCCGAGAUCAGCUCCAGUUCUCUGGCAGCAAGAUUUUCUUAGGUGUGCAGGGGAAACUGCAGCACACUCUGACACGGAGCCUCCAGGCACAUUCCUGCAGUGACCCCCUCCAGACUAUCCGUCUCAGAGGGCCAGUAAAAAGAAGAAAAGCCUUGAAGUAAGAAUUCUCUCUGCAGACUUAACAAUGGGAAACUCCAAGAAAGUCACCCUCACUGUUCUCAGCCAGGAGCAGGCUGAAGGUGUGGGGGCUCGAGUCAGGAGAAGCAUUGGCAGACCUGAGUUAAAAAAUCUGGAUCCAUUUUUGCUAUUCGAUGAAUUUAAAGUGGCUAAACCAGCAGGAUUUCCUGAUCACCCACACCGAGGUUUUGAAACAGUGUCUUAUUUGUUGGAAGGAGGCAGCACAGCCCAUGAGGAUUUCUGUGGACAUGCUGGUAAAAUGGACCCUGGUGAUUUGCAGUGGAUGACUGCUGGCCGUGGGAUCCUGCAUGCAGAAAUGCCUUGCUCUGAGGAAACCGUUCAUGGUCUACAACUCUGGGUCAAUUUGAGGAGUUCAGAAAAGAUGGUGGAGCCCCACUAUCAAGGACUGAAAAGUAAAGACAUCCCCAAACCCAGUAAGAAUGGUGUGACAAUAGCUGUUAUCUCAGGAGAAGCCCUGGGAGUCAAGUCCAGGAUUUUUACUCGCACACCUACCUUAUAUUUGGAAUUCAAAUUGGACCAAGGAGCCAAGCAUUCCCAGCCUGUUCCUGAAGGAUGGACAGCCUUCAUUUACACAAUGUCUGGCAAUGUGUAUGUUGGCCCUGAUGGUGAACAAGAAAAAAUUGAACCUCAUCACUCUGCAGUGUUGGGGGAUGGUGACAGUGUCCAGGUAGAAAACAAGGAUGCUGAAAGAAGCCACUUUGUCUUAAUAGCUGGGGAACCAAUUAAGGAACCAAUUGUCCAACAUGGUCCGUUUGUGAUGAAUACAGAAGCAGAGAUUUCUCAAGCUAUUAUUGAUUUCAGAAGUGGCAAGAAUGGAUUUGAAAGAGCCAGAACUUGGAAAUCCAAGAUAGGAAACCAGUGAAAAAGUAACAAGAGUAGGUCUAGCUACUUACCAGAUUGUUUCCAUUUGUGUUACACUCUCAAAGCACAUUAAAAAACCCAAGUAUGUACCAGUACUGUUUCAAGAUUACACACCGAAGUAUGAUAAAUGUACUUAGUUUUAUAUAGAAACAUGUGGAAAGAGAUUUCUGAUAUAUACAAAUA